Molecule: messenger RNA, 2322 nt
Organism: Syngnathus typhle (broad-nosed pipefish)
Lineage: Eukaryota; Metazoa; Chordata; Actinopteri; Syngnathiformes; Syngnathidae
Product: carboxy-terminal domain RNA polymerase II polypeptide A small phosphatase 1-like
Exons: 7
Coding region: 634-1425 (263 amino acids)
Molecular function (GO): RNA polymerase II CTD heptapeptide repeat phosphatase activity
Source: RefSeq, a predicted model, not a curated record
CGCCCGUCCGGUCUGCGUCCUUUGGAUGUCACCGAGAAUCCGCAAUACGAGCAAAAAAACAACUUUAGUAUUCUUGCACGUUGUCGUCGAAGACUUUUAAAUAACUUCACGCACGAAAACACCCAACCGAUGUCAACGUGAGCUUUGUUGUUGCUUGCAUGUUUUCCGGACAUCCACGUAGAGAACCACAAAAUGGUACGCUUCGGAAUAUGCUUAAUACGCAAGAAAAUGGAACCGGAAAAGUUUUGAGAAAGUUCGCCGCGAGUUACUUUUAAGGGAUCGUCAACAAAGUUGGGUAAGUCAGUAGAGGCCGCGACUCGCUGCGACAUUCCCUCACUUUUUUACUGCGCCACUUUAAGUGGAAUGGGACGCCUUGAAACCUCCAUGUUUGGAUCUUGAAACUGCGAGGGGCGCCCGAGCACCAUAUUGAAUCAAAGUUGCCAACUUUGUGACAAAUGUGCUGCAAGUUCGCAGUUUCCAAGCAGCGACACCAGCGGCCGGCUUGUAAGCGCGAAAUGGAGGAGCUGUAGGCGGCGAGUGGCCAACCUCCGCUCGGCAUUCGCUGGUCGUGAAUGCAGCGCACAGUCGGGCGCACAAAACCUCAAGUUUGACGCGUGAGCACAGUCGGACGUUAUGGACCACCCGUCCUCGGUCAUCACGCAGGUCAGCCGGGAUGAAGACGCAAAUAAAUCCGCGGACAGAGGAGACUCGGGUUCCACGCCCUCCACCAAGAAGCCCCGAAGCGGUGGCUUAUUUUCAAUCUUCUCCUGCUGCCUCUGCCGAGACCAGCCGGAGCCCCCGUCGGUCAACAACAACGCACCCCUGCUAGUCGAGGAGAACGGUACCGUCUCCAAGAUCCAGGUGAAACCGCUGCUGCCGCCUGCCAAGUCCAAAGACGCCGGAAAGGUCUGCGUGGUUAUCGACUUGGAUGAGACGCUCGUUCACAGCUCGUUUAAGCCUGUGAACAAUGCCGAUUUCAUCAUUCCUGUGGAAAUAGAUGGAACUGUACACCAGGUGUAUGUCCUGAAGCGGCCUCAUGUAGAUGAGUUCCUGAAAAGGAUGGGAGAAAUGUUUGAGUGCGUCCUCUUCACUGCCAGUUUAGCCAAGUAUGCCGACCCCGUCUCUGACCUCCUGGACAAGUGGGGAGCCUUCCGCUGCCGCCUCUUUCGGGAGUCUUGCGUCUUCCACAGAGGAAAUUAUGUCAAGGAUCUCAGUCGCCUUGGCCGGGACCUUAACAAGGUCAUCAUCGUGGACAACUCUCCUGCCUCUUACAUCUUCCAUCCUGACAACGCAGUGCCGGUGGCUUCGUGGUUCGACGACAUGUCUGACACUGAGCUGCGGGACCUCAUUCCCUUCUUUGAGAAGCUAAGCAAAGUGGAUAACGUCUAUGCUGUCCUUAAGCACCAAGGAGGGGCCACAAGCUAACGCAAUUUGGACAGAACGCCAUGAAAAUCUCAUGUGCCUCCACACACACACGCGCGCGCACACACACACACACACUAGGAGACUGCAGCUUCCACUGCCUCCCCGGAUUUUUGCAAACCUACCCCAAUGUUGAUGCUGCCCCCCCUGGUCACCCAGAAAACUGCUCCACACGAACGUGCCCUUUCCUCACCUCAGGAAGUGGUGAGCGCAUGACAACAGAUGAGCAAACGCUUAAGGACUUCUUUCCUCUUUCUCUGGACUCCUGAGAUGUCACUUUUUACCGAACAUUAGCCGGCUUCCCCGAAGGUGACUUUUUUUUUUUUUUUUAAACUUUGCAUUCUUUUAGCCCACCGCCACAAAGACAGACAAACCAUCCACGGCCCUCGGAGGCAUCCGCUACGUGGGUGUAGAUUUCCACAUCACGUCACCCAGGUCGCAGUUGCUGUAAAUUGACUUAUGUUUGACAGGCUCGCUUUCAUCUUUUCAAAAGUGAAACUUGAACUCUUCGGUGCAGCAUUGGAAGUGCAGAACGUGACCUUGUGGCUUGUUUUGUUUUUUUGAAUUCCAAAACGGUACACAUAGGCUGGAAACAAUCUCACGCAAGGGGGUAAAAAGUUUGUUAUCGUCUAUUUUUAAAGCAACGAAAAAUGUCUUGGUCUGUCUGAUGUUGUCGAGAUCCGUCAGCGCAGCUACAAAUAUAUCUCCGUUGUCUCAUUGGUCAGCGGGAAUCCCAAGUACUUUGUUUCAGGGUGGUGGUGAAAGAGACCAACCAGGUGCCACUUGAGAUGUCAGGUGAGCUUAUAGUUGCUUUGUAGCAUCCGACACGCCCCUUGGACUUUUUUUUUUUUUUAUCCCCCAAGCCCGCUUUUUUUUUUUUUUUUUUUGCAAAAGACAAAA